Chironomus riparius is the source of this 123-nucleotide messenger RNA. NCBI's taxonomy places the organism in Eukaryota, Metazoa, Arthropoda, Insecta, Diptera, Chironomidae. The record is from the annotation of a GenBank genome assembly.
AUGCUUAAAACUUUACUGGAUCUUGAUUUUAAGUUUCAGACAUGCUUAAAACUUUACUGGAUCUUGAUUUUAAGUUUCAGACAUGCUUAUGCUUAAAACUUUACUGGAUCUUGGUUUUAAGUU